UUGAAAGUUCGCACGAGCAAAAUUAUCUCAUUUACAACACAAAGAAAGCUAAUAAUCAAAUAUUUGAUUAUUUUCCUUUCCCCGAUUCGUUUUUCUUUUAUUACUCAGAUACAUGGAUGUUUCACGGGACUUUACCUUAGCACCUAACACAGGUUAUCGAUUAAUAAAACGAACAUUACAAGCCGAAGAUAUUUGUUUACUGCGUAAUGUAUUUAAAGAAUUUGAUGAAGGCAAUAAAGGGUAUUUAUCUCGAGAAGAUAUAAAAAUGAGCAUUCUAUGUCUUUUUGGAUACAAACCCUCGAAGUAUGAAACUGAUAGAAUAAUGCAAGCCUAUUCUGAUGAAUUCAGUGAAGAAAUGGGUUUAACUUUAGAAAGCUUCAUAAAAGCCAUGACACCAAAGAUGGCUGCAAGAGAUGAAAAUGAAGAGAUUCGGCUUACAUUCAUGGCUUUUGAUUUUAGUUGCCAUGGUUUCAUCACUAUUGCUGAUUUAAAGAAAGUUUUCAAGGAAGUGGCUCCAAAAUUUCCUGAAGAAAAUAUUGAAGUUAUUUUUAGGGAAGUGGACCAGGAUGGAGAUGGAAGAGUUAGUUUCAAAGACUUUGAAUUCAUGAUGAAAUAUGAUUCAGAUAAUCUGGUUUAAAAUAAUCUGGAUCAGAUCAGAUAUUCUGUUCAAGUGCAG
This is a messenger RNA of Octopus bimaculoides (California two-spot octopus), 676 nucleotides long. Its product is annotated as EF-hand calcium-binding domain-containing protein 11. The record is from RefSeq and is a predicted model, not a curated record. Gene Ontology annotation, cellular component: myosin II complex. Lineage: Eukaryota; Metazoa; Mollusca; Cephalopoda; Octopoda; Octopodidae. Gene Ontology annotation, molecular function: calcium ion binding.